AGGUGGGGGUAAUACAUUUUAUGGGUGUAGUCUCCCAAUUAACCUUGAAGAAGAAGAAGAAGAAGCAGGCUCAUAACUCAACAAAAACGUUCGCUAACAAAUGGGGUCCUUCCAGUGCGUCGCGCGGAGCAGCUGAUUUUGUGUAGAGCUGCUAGGCAUUUUCAAGCUCAGUGCGGGACAAGAUGACCACAGCCAGGUAUCGGCCCACCUGGGACCUGACCCUGGACCCCCUGGUCUCCUGCAAACUGUGCCUUGGAGAGUUUCCCCUGGAGCAAAUGACCACCAUCACUCAGUGUCGAUGUGUCUUCUGUACACUGUGCCUGAAGCAGUAUGUGGAACUCCUGAUCAAAGAGGGCCUCGAAACUGCUAUUAGCUGUCCAGACUCUGCCUGUCCAAAACGAGGACACUUACUGGAAAAUGAGAUCGAGUGCAUGGUGGCUUCAGAGGUUAUGCAGAGACACAAGAAGCUACAGUUUGAGAGGGAGGUGCUUCUGGACCCGUGUCUGACGUGGUGCCCGUCGUCGUCGUGCCAGUCAGUGUGCCAGCUGAAGGAGACUGAGGUGGCGCUGCCCCAGCUGGUGCAGUGUGCCGUGUGCACCCUGGAGUUCUGCUCGGCCUGCAAGGCUAACUGGCACCCCGGGCAGGCCUGCCCACCACAGGAGAACAACCUGCCCAUCACCGCCUUCCUACCUGGAGAGACCAGCUCCUUCUACAAGAGUGACGAUGACGACGGUCCCAUCAAGCGCUGUCCCAAGUGUAAGAUGUACAUAGAGAGAGACGAGGGCUGUGCCCAGAUGAUGUGCAAGAACUGCAAACACGCCUUCUGCUGGUACUGCCUGGAGUCACUGGACGAUGACUUCCUCCUGAUCCACUUUGACAAAGGACCCUGUCGAAACAAACUGGGUCACUCCAGGUCAUCUGUCACCUGGCACAGAACACAGGUGGUGGGGAUCUUUGCUGGCUUUGGCCUGCUCCUGCUGGUGGCCUCUCCCUUCCUCCUCCUGGCCACACCAUUCAUCCUCUGCUGCAAGUGCAAGUGCAGCAAAGGAGAUGACGACCCCUUUCCCACCUAAACCCCACCUCACCCCACCAAGCAGGCGGGUGAAUAGUCCCCCCCCCCCUCCCCUGCCAUGGGCCAUUUUUCCUUUUUGUUCCUUUUUCUGUUUCCUCCCUCCAACCUUGGAGCGCUGCUUCAUUUAACGGGACUGGGGCCUAGCUGUGCUGUCUCGCCCAGCCGCGUCCCGAUCCAUCUCACUCCACAGUGCCAUGGUGGGAGAGGAGGAGGAGGAGGAGGAGGAGGAGACCCUGUGCCCCCUGGCCUGGUGGAAGAGAUCAAAGGUCACAGAGGUCAGACUUUGAGGAGGACAAUGAUGCCCCUCUCUGUAUGGGUUUGGGGGCUUGUGUACGUAUACUGUUACAGGGCCACUCUGAGGCGUUGAGCUGUGCUUCAGGCAGUACAAGACAAGAGGAGGAUGUUUUAUCAAGACAAGAGGGUGUUUUAUCAAGACAAGAGGAGGGUGUUUUAUCAAGACAAGGGAUAAACACAUUAGGAUGUCUUGAUCAGGUUUGGGGUCAAUUCGAAUUGAAGGCAGUCAAUUCAGGAAGUAAACUAAAAUUACAAUUCAAUAAUUGAAAAAAUUGCAUUUAUUUUAAUGACUUCUCAAUAAACUGAAAAGUAGAAACUAUUUAUUUCAAACGUUUUUACAUUUCAGAAUUAGAAAUUCAAAUCACUUCCAUGAAUUUACUGCCUUCAAUUUGAAUUGAGCCUAACCCUGUUCUAGAUCCCCUCGUCGGGACAUUUUCACGCAGAAGCCGCUAAAAUCAGAGGACCUUUCACUUGAACUCACUUUAAUCGAGUUUCUGUUUUUGUUCAUUUGUGGAACACAAAGCUUUCAACCCCCCUGCUCGCUCUCUGUGUAGCUCUCAACAUACAGGAAGUAGCACUGGAGUUACAUGAUGACACACCUUUUGUGUUCACUCUGUUUGCACAUGAGACUCCGUUUGUCACUUUAAGGACCGGGGCGGGAGUUGGGAGGUUUUCUCUCUCUCACUCCCCUGUUCAGCACGUUCUCUUGGUGAUGUCAAUGUUUUUGUAAUAUUUUGCUCUGUUCCAACUAUCAGCAAGAAGGUAUUCCUUUUACGAAUUCUUAUAUGUGUCUGCAGGUAUUUGUGAGGGUGUCCCAUUAAGAUAAUCAUGGCCCUGUGUUCACACGGUCUCAGAGUAGGACUGCUGAUCUAGGCAAGACUAAACUGAUCCUAGAUUAGCACUCUUACUCUGAAACACUUUGUGAAUACAGGCCCUGAACCUUAGUGUCCCCAUCCACACAGAUGUGAACAAACCAUUUGGAACUGGUUCCGGCUUCUGUUGUCGAAUGGAAUACCUGAAUAUAGAUGUCAUGCCAUUCAUUCCGAGUUCCUCUAAUCCCAGAUAAGCAUAUUGCUUAGCCAAAUAGAAACAAAUGGCCUUAAAUAAAUUAGAAAAGUAGCCAAAAAGCCACCUUAGUAGUCUGAAGAAUAUGGCUUUUGUCCAAUUCCGUCCUUAUGAAAGCACACUUAAAUUAUGAAUUUGUGUAAUGCAUCACAAUCAGUCAUUAAAACCUGUUUAUUGUCAGGUAGAACAUAAGAGAUGAAUUCAUGUCUCUCUGAUACAAAGAUGUCUCUUCAUAUCAUCCAUAUCACAUUGAUGUUGGUCAUAUAUAUCCAACUACUGUAAUGAACAAUAAUCCUAUACAAAUGUUUUUUGUUGUGUGAACCAGUGGAAAACUUGCAUAUGUUAGUGGUAUGGUUGUCAAUGUUUUCAUUAGGAGAAAGUCGAUCUCUCUCUACAUGCAGCUAACCUUUGCAAGGAUAUCAAAACGUCACUAGACUGUUUUGGACACAUCCGAAAGCUGCUCUACACAUCACUGUAUCUAUGCAAGUUUGUACGUUUCCAAUCUUACUAGGUCUUGCUAAUAGUGUGGUCAUAGCAAGUGGUUCAGUAUGUUAUACCAGAUUCCCUGUGCCAUCAUCUCAUCAUACGGUAGUGUUUUACAAAAGGGUGGUUGACUUACAUCAGAUGUAUCAUGGAUUUGAUUUGACCUAUCUGGGAAGUCCUACAUGAUUGAAUCACCAUCCUUUGUCCUUAUGUAGUUCCAUCAGACCGUGUGGUGAGGAUGCAUGUAGCUACACCAUUUCUCGCUCUGAAACACAUUUAAAGGGGCAAUCUGCUACAUCAAGUUUUUGACUUUUAAAUUCAUUAUAGCCAUUGAUUCAUGAAGAAUAUAACUGUCUCAUGAGCUUAGUGCAACUGUAUAACCCCAUUAGAAACCAAACUAUAAGCUUGUUUUACGCCUUUGUUUAUAAACAAUAAUUGUAUAGCCUCAAAAUGGUUAACUAUAGUUUUGAUAUCAUGGAUGGUCAGUCCUUGCAUCCAUAGCUGUUUUAUGAAUUUAAGAUUGGUUACAUUUCUCCUUCUGCUGUUUACCGAAACGGUGGCGAGGUGCCCACUUUUUUUAUUGUUUGAACUGCAGAUUGCCCCUAAACUCGAGGAGUCAUUAUCAUUUCAACCAUCACUUAGCUACUUUGGAACACAUACAGAAUACUGAGAUACUCUUCCCAGAAGUUCCUGAUUUUAAUGUUGCUCUUCCAUAUUGGUCUCCAUGUAGCAUUCAAAUAGGGGGUAUGGCAGUUACUGGAACUAGCAUUAGCUAUCACCUUACCUCAUGGUAGCCAUUUACUUUAAAAACACAAAGAGAAUGUUCGCCUAAAUGUUUGAGUACCUCGUCUGUAGCCUCAUUUUCUUCUAACCCUUAAUGCAUCAAAGCCUGUAAUUCCAAAACUUUUCACUUGAUCUUAUUGAACCUUCUUUUCUGGCAGUAAGUAAUAUUAAGGUCUCAACUGAACAUGUGGAUCACUGAGCUGACCAUGACUUUGUAUGACUAUCUUGCCAAGCAAGUCUCUCCUGGGUGGCAAUGGCGAAAUUGAAUGGUGUAGAGUAAGUGAAUAGCAUGAAGCGUCUAUAUGGUGUGGAUGUUAAUGUUGGAGGUUGAGCUUUCUUCGAAUACUCUACAGUAUGACGGUGUACUAUUGUUUUGGUUUUCAAGAUGUAGUAUGUUCAUUAAAUACUGUAGUUCUUUCUGGAAAGGUUGAGUUAUUGAAGGGGUUCGGAGAUUGUAAUCAGAAAAAAUGUAGCCUCUAUUUCCAGGCUUCCUCACAACUCGGAGACUUGGAAGGAUGGCAUUGUGGGACAAUAGGAAAUGUAACAGAGAACUGGAAACAAGUUAUUAUCCAUUUGGUUUAGUGGGAUGUUGAGCUGGGAAGAAAUCUUGAAUAUUUGUCCUCUGACUCAACUGAUUAGGUUGUUGGCUUUUCAUAUGGUUACACAGUAUCUACCAAUCAAACUACAAGGACUCGUACGGUCAUUGGUGUCAUCUGGUUUCAUUCAGCAUUAUGCAGCAAAGGGCCAAAAAUCGUACAUUAAACGCCAUUCACCUUGAGGUGAGGCCAUGCAUGUUGCACAAUUAUUUUCCAAGGCUUGAAACUUAUUUUGCUUUGUUGACAUUUCUAUUGUAGUAAAUUUAGGUUAUGUAAAAAAUUACGUUGCUCUUGGUUUUAAAAUUGCAUGUUGUACUCUACCGUUUCUAUGUGUUUUAAGAAGACAAACUAUGCCUCUUCAUUUUAGGGACUGAAACAAGUCCUUAAAUUCUGGACGUUUUUGGUCAUGACAUACUCUUUAUCCUCGCUUUUGAAGUUUGCCUUUCACAUUUAAGAUACCUUUGUGUUAUACUCGUUCUGUUGGCUUUGAUGCAGUUAGUCAUAAAUGAAUGACUUGUAUUUGUGUUAACUGUGGAAGGGAAGAAUUCAAAUGUUCAACUUUUCAAAAGAUGUAACCUUUUAAUUUGGCAUGUGGACAGCCUUGGAUAAACCUUCUCCUUUGUAUCUACUCUUUCACCAACACUGUGACAUGGAAUAAAUUUGGUUGGUUGUUU
Coregonus clupeaformis (lake whitefish) is the source of this 4967-nucleotide messenger RNA. Its product is annotated as probable E3 ubiquitin-protein ligase RNF144A-A. Gene Ontology annotation, biological process: positive regulation of proteasomal ubiquitin-dependent protein catabolic process; protein polyubiquitination; ubiquitin-dependent protein catabolic process. Gene Ontology annotation, cellular component: Golgi apparatus; ubiquitin ligase complex; cytoplasm. The record is from RefSeq and is a predicted model, not a curated record. The transcript has 8 exons. Lineage: Eukaryota; Metazoa; Chordata; Actinopteri; Salmoniformes; Salmonidae. The coding region runs from base 183 to 1073 and encodes 296 amino acids. Gene Ontology annotation, molecular function: zinc ion binding; ubiquitin protein ligase activity; ubiquitin conjugating enzyme binding.